Messenger RNA from Daldinia childiae, 1809 nucleotides. Its product is annotated as RNA-binding post-transcriptional regulator cip2. The transcript has 4 exons. The record is from RefSeq and is a predicted model, not a curated record. Gene Ontology annotation, cellular component: nucleus; cytoplasm. Bases 1 to 1809 code for a protein of 602 amino acids. Lineage: Eukaryota; Fungi; Ascomycota; Sordariomycetes; Xylariales; Hypoxylaceae. Gene Ontology annotation, molecular function: mRNA binding.
AUGAAUCAACAACAACAACACGAUAUGUAUUACGAUUAUCCCACGACAGCGAACAGGUCGCCUGGGUCGACAAGACAAGGUUAUGCUACUGUUGGCUUACCCUCGGGCCUAGGAGGUAACCGAUCAGGUCAAAGACCUAUCGAAUCUCUUGGUCAGCAAAUGACAUCUGGUCAGAUAUACGGGCAUGAUGACCGUCUCGGUGGCGCGGGUUAUGAAUCUUUAUCGAGAUUUGAUCGCGUUGCACCAAGCGCAAUGCAAUCCGGUUACAUGUUGGAAAAUAGCCAGACGUGGGGCUAUAAUGGCGGAGUAGCUACCAUGAACGGCCCCAUGAAUGGCAACGGUAGGUUAGCGGUGAGGGCUGUAAAUCGGCGAGCCGCUCUGCCUACGACGUGGACUGAUCAAUCCGGAAUGGGCGUCCAUUCAAUGCCUCAGAUGUAUGAUCCAGGUAUGUCGAUGAACGGAAAUGAACAUGAUAUGUCAAAUAUGGCUGGCGCUGCCGCGGAUUCUCGAGGGAUGAUGGUCACUCCCGGCGCGUCCGAUUCCGAGCAACUUAUUCCUACGGCUAUCGUGAUAAAGAACAUCCAGUUCCAAUGUCGAAAGGAGAUUCUCCAAGGCCUCAUGGCUUCCAUGAAUCUCCCUCAGCCAUACGCUUUCAAUUAUCAUUUCGACAAGGGCGUAUUCAGGGGGUUGGCCUUCGCUAACUUCUCGACUGCUGAUGAUACCGCUAUUGUGAUUCAAAAGAUGAAUGGAUUGGAGGUUAUGGGUCGCAAAUUACGGGUUGAAUAUAAGAAGAUGCUACCGCAGGAUGAGCGUGAUAGGAUUGAUCGAGAGAAGCGUGAGAAACGAGGCCAGCUCGAAGAACAGCAUCGAGCGCCGCUUCCUAUGCACCAGCAGAGCGCUUUGCAGGCUCUUGGUGUUAGCGUCAACAAACAGCCAAGUAACUCGCCUUUACGCGACGUCGAUUUGAAUGAUCCUGCAACUCUCGAGUUUUAUACACAGUUGACACUGUUUAAGAAUGAUCCAUCGCGUGAAGUUCAUAUCUUCUCGCCGGAUGUUGCCCCCGAACAGCGCCGACAGAUACAUAUUCUCGCCCAUAACAUGGGUUUGGAGCACAGGUCCGUCGGGGAAGCUGAUCGAAGGCAGAUCCAAAUUAUGAAACGGCCGCAGAAUUCUCCUCCCGCCCAUGCCCAGAGCCAACUACCUAAUGUCUCUUGGGAAGAUCACCGGCGCGGGUUAAGUCGCGCUGCUACAUACGAUUUUACUGAAUCUCGCAUAGGUUCCAGUGCUUAUCAUGCACUGGGUAGGCAGGGCCCUACGUUGGAACUGCCAGGCAGUCCAGAUAAUGGAAUACCGAACAAUCUCAGAGCGGCUAAGAGUUUCGCAGAUCUGCGCACGCAUAGCCCGAGCCCUGCGCCGUCUGGUUCAAGCUAUGCUGGCCUUGGAAACGGCCUCGGGGCCCGCUAUGGUGAUUUUUCCCAAAACUCGCUGACCACGCCGCCCAAUUUAACCCCGACGUCAGGUCAAAAUGCUACAUCGAGCACCGACGCUUUAUUGGCGGGAAACAUGAGUUCUAUGAGCUUAGGUUUCGAUUCGAACGGCUCUCACAUGCGCGCUAGGGAAACGCCAGGUGCUAUUGGAAGCCAGAGACCGGGAGCUAAUGGAGCGGCAAACCGUAACGCUCCUGACAGGCAACCUCGCGGCCCAGAAUGGGCAGAAGCUAGUCAAGGUUUUGGCGGACGAAGUCGUGGACACAUGCAAAGGGGCAGUGAUUCAUCAGAUGCAGGUCGCAGUACUGCGCGCUUCCAUUGA